Molecule: messenger RNA, 1002 nt
Organism: Jaculus jaculus (lesser Egyptian jerboa)
Lineage: Eukaryota; Metazoa; Chordata; Mammalia; Rodentia; Dipodidae
Product: apomucin-like
Exons: 14
Coding region: 1-1002 (333 amino acids)
Molecular function (GO): protein binding
Source: RefSeq, a predicted model, not a curated record
AUGAAUCAUCAUGAUGAAUUUGAUUAUACCACAACUUUCCUCAGAAGCAGUGGGACCACCUUUGCAGGACUUGCAGAAGAGAUCCCAGGUUCCACAGAGGAGAUUGGAACCACAGCAACUGGACACAAAACAGCAGCCACAACUUCCCAUGCAGCAAGUGGAACCACCACAGGCACUCCUGGGGCCCCCUCUUCUACCACAGCUGCACCUGGGAGCCCCAACUCAGGUGCCACCCUGAAAGCAUCUGAGACAACCACUGCCCCUGGAGUUACCACCACAGUUUCCACUUCAGUUGCAGCUAGAGCCACAACAGGCCCCCACAUAGAUCAGUCAGUCUGUCAUGGUCCACUGGGAGAAGAAAAAUUUCCUGGGGACACAUGGACAUCUAAUUGCCAUGAAUGCACCUGCACUAAUGCAAACGCUGUAGAAUGUACGCCUAGAGAGUGCCCCUCCCCACCCAAGUGCAGCGCGGAUCAGAAGCUCAUAACACUCACAUCUAAUGAUACCUGCUGUGAAAUUGGACACUGUGAACCAAGAACAUGUUUAUUUAACAAUACUGAUUAUAAGAUUGGUGCUUCUAUUCAUGACCCCAGCAACCCAUGCCUCUCCUACUCCUGUAACAGCUCUGGCUUGGUGGCAGUGGUUCAAGACUGCCCAAAGCAAACCUGGUGUGCAGAAAGAGACAGAGUCUAUGAUUCCAAAAAUUGCUGUUAUACAUGUAAGAAUGAUUGCAGAACUUCCCCUAUAAAUGUGACUAUUAAGUAUAAUGGUUGCAGGAAGAAAAUUGAAAUGGCAAGAUGCUUAGGGGAGUGCAAAAGGACUGUCAGAUACAAUUAUGAUCACUUUCAACUGGAAAAUUCUUGUCUUUGCUGCCGUGAAGAAAGCUAUGAGUUCAGGGAUGCUGAGCUUGACUGUUCUGAUGGAAGCACAGCCCCUUACAGAUACAGGCACACCACAGCCUGCUCUUGUUUGGACCAGUGUGAGCAGUCUACAGCCAGUUAA